This is a messenger RNA of Lotus japonicus, 1119 nucleotides long. RefSeq lists its product as uncharacterized. The coding region runs from base 189 to 737 and encodes 182 amino acids. NCBI's taxonomy places the organism in Eukaryota, Viridiplantae, Streptophyta, Magnoliopsida, Fabales, Fabaceae. The transcript has 2 exons. The record is from RefSeq and is a predicted model, not a curated record.
CUUUCUUUCUCUAUUACCCCAACCUGGGUUUGUUGAGUGUUGAGAGAGAGUGGAGAAAAUCGAAACUCCUAUACCAUGUUCUGCACUGAGUGAACCAAUUCCCAAUCUUCAUUCCAAAAUCCCCAUCCAUUCUCACCCGUCGAGUGGGUGGCUCCGCCGUGUCAGAUCUGGGUUGCUGGCAGUUUCCGAUGGGUUACGCAAUCGAACUCUACAUGGACCCAGCACUGGAGAACCAGGUUCUCAAAGCCUGGAACGUCAUCGCACGCCGUCAGAUCAGCACACAGCUCAUCGAAAUGGAGUCACGCCCUCACAUCACUCUCUUCUCCACUCCAUUUCUAGAACCUUCCAAGCUCGAACCACUCCUCAAAACCCUCUCCACAAAGCACGACCCCUUCCCUCUCUCUUUCUCCUCCGUCGGAGCAUUCCCCGGCGACCACAACACGCUGUUUCUCUCCCCGACGCCGUCGCUCUCCCUCCUCCAUUUUCAGUCGCAGCUCUGUGACGCGAUUCGGAAGGAAGGUGUUGAUGUUCCGGAUGAGUACGCGCUUGGUUCGUGGAUUCCGUUUUGCUCCGUCGCGCAUCAGGUUCCCAAGGCGAGGAUGGCGGAGGCGUUUUCUCUGUUGCGGGACCUGAAGUUGCCGGUUUCUGGUUACGCGGUGGAUGUCGCGGUUGUUCAAUUCUCUCCGGUUCGUGAGCUGUUCUCGUUCGUGCUUGGCACCACUGCUCCUGAUUCCUGAGAGUUUAGAUACCUCUGAGAAGUGCUUGCUGGCAUGCUGGACCUCUUCAAGUUCAUGUGAUGCGACUGAUCUGAUAUUCAGUUUUUCUUAUUGACUGGCUGGAAAUUUGGUCUGCAUACCAUGCUGGGCCUGAAUGGUUCUAAUUUUUAAAGCUAUUUGAGAUUAAUGUGUCCAUAAAUUUUAGUGUACUUUGACUCUUUUCUUGCUCUUAGAUUAUCUGGCAGUUGUCUCUGGUCAUCUAUUUCUAGUAGUAGGAUGAAAACGAAAACAAAAUGCAUGUUUGCUGCCUAUGUGAAUUGCUGAUUAAUGCUAGUUACACUAGUGCAUAACAGUUAAUGAGAGUGCAUAUGAGUAAUGAUUUUUACCGGAGGUUCUGACUCAA